AUGGCUACAACCACCAGACCAUCUAAUAAACCAGCCAUUGACGCCUACCCUGAAUCUCAAAUUACAGAACGCGCCGGAAAAGAGCGCUACGGUGCAGGCGACACGUUCCUUGUCCAAGACGUUCUGCCACCGGAUGUGCUCGAAGGGUCGUUUGAACGUCUAUGCAACGAGGUGAAAUGGAAUACAAUGAGUCAUCGUGGUGGAGAGGUUCCAAGGCUUGUUGCAGUCGAGGGCACGGUGGACGAAGACGGAACUGUCCCGAUCUACCGUCACCCAGCCGACGAGUCACCCCCACUCCAUCCGUUCUCUCCAACGGUAGACUUUAUCCGCGAACACGUCUCUCGACUUCUACCAUCGACCCACGCGCCGCUCAACCACGUGCUGAUACAACGCUACCGCACAGGUGAAGAUUAUAUCUCAGAACACGCGGAUAAGACGAUCGAUGUCAUUCACGGGACUUAUAUCGUCAACGUGUCCCUCGGAGCCCAACGCAGAAUGACACUACGCACCAAGAAGCCUCACAAAUAUAAUAACAAGCACGCUGACGAAGACGCUUCUGCAACAACAGACCGAACUGUCCAACGCAUCCCGCUGCCUCAUAACUCUGCUUUCUUCCUCGGCCUCACCACAAACCGUCUCUGGCUACAUAGCAUCAGACAAGACCGUCGCGCUCCUUUCCUCCUUACCCCACCCGAGCUCGCGUUCGGCAGGGAACGUAUCAGCCUGACGUUCCGCUCAAUCGGGACGUUCCUUACACCCGCCCCAAGGCCUCCACCUAUUCAAGUUCAACAAAAUGCCAAGGAACAAGCGGAAGAGAACGAGAACAUAGAAGAACACGAAGAACAGAAAGGCAAUACAGAGAAUUGGCUAAUUUGGGGUCAAGGCGCUACCUCUAAGUCUCGUCUCACUGCACGUUCCAUCAGCUCCAACGGCUCUGAACGCGCAGCCCUUAUACGCGCAUUCGGUGUGGAGAACCAUUCUCCCGAGUUUGAUUGGAAGAGGGCGUAUGGUCGUGGGUUUGAUGUUUUGCAUUUCACUUCCUGA
This is a messenger RNA of Fomitiporia mediterranea MF3/22, 1044 nucleotides long. RefSeq lists its product as uncharacterized. Gene Ontology annotation, cellular component: nucleus. The coding region runs from base 1 to 1044 and encodes 347 amino acids. Lineage: Eukaryota; Fungi; Basidiomycota; Agaricomycetes; Hymenochaetales; Hymenochaetaceae. Gene Ontology annotation, biological process: DNA alkylation repair; DNA repair. The transcript has 4 exons. The record is from RefSeq and is a predicted model, not a curated record. Gene Ontology annotation, molecular function: dioxygenase activity.